UUUCGGAUAUGACGACAGCAUCGAGAUAUAUCUGAGCGGACUAUUCGAGAUCUCGAAACUCGUUUGAUCUUUCUUCCGUACCUAACUCAUAAGGAAGAAGUAACAAUGGCGGACUCUGCUCCAGCCGCGCGUGGAGGAUUCCGUGGAGGUUUUGGUUCUCGUGGAGGUGGUGGUGAUCGUGGUGGACCACGAGGCAGAGGCCGUGGAGGAAGAGGAAGGGGUCGUGGUCGUGGACGUGGUAAAGAGGACAGCAAAGAAUGGAUUCCAGUCACUAAGCUUGGUCGUCUGGUCAGAGAUGGGAAGAUCGACUCUUUGGAGCAUAUCUACCUUUUCUCUUUGCCCAUCAAAGAAUAUGAAAUCAUUGAUAAAUUCCUUGGAGUUGAUUUAAAAGACGAAGUUUUAAAGAUUAUGCCUGUACAGAAGCAGACUAGAGCUGGUCAACGUACACGUUUCAAGGCAUUUGUAGCCAUUGGCGAUUACAAAGGCCAUAUUGGUUUGGGCGUAAAGUGCUCUAAAGAAGUAGCCACUGCCAUUCGUGGUGCUAUCAUCUUGGCUAAGCUCUCAGUUGUGCCGGUACGUCGUGGUUAUUGGGGUAACAAGAUUGGUGAUCCCCACACAGUACCUUGUAAAGUUACUGGCAAGUGUGGAUCAGUUCAAGUACGUUUAAUUCCUGCGCCAAGGGGUACAGGCAUUGUGUCCGCACCUGUACCUAAAAAGUUGCUUCAAAUGGCCGGUAUCGAAGACUGUUACACAUCUGCGAGAGGAUCAACGUGUACCCUUGGUAACUUCGCCAAGGCAACCUAUGCAGCUAUUGCAAAGACCUAUGCAUACCUAACACCAGAUCUCUGGCAUAACCAGGCAUUGCGUAGAGCACCUUACCAGGAAUUUGCAGAUUGGCUGUCUAAGAAUCACAAAGGUGUUGGAGGACAAAAAUCUGCUGAAGUUUAGACAAUAAACUUCCAUGCGACAUUGUA
Nomia melanderi (Alkali bee) is the source of this 974-nucleotide messenger RNA. RefSeq names its product ribosomal protein S2 (gene RpS2). Gene Ontology annotation, molecular function: structural constituent of ribosome; RNA binding. Lineage: Eukaryota; Metazoa; Arthropoda; Insecta; Hymenoptera; Halictidae. The record is from RefSeq and is a predicted model, not a curated record. Gene Ontology annotation, biological process: translation. Gene Ontology annotation, cellular component: cytosolic small ribosomal subunit; ribosome.